AUGGAGAAUUCAGAUUAAAACAAUCCACCAUUAAUUUCAAUCAUUAAUCCUAAAUACUCUAUUCCUUUCAAUAAGCCAAUUUACUUCAAAAUCAAAGACUUAAUUGCCCAUAAAGUCAAUCCAAUUAAACCAAAGCUCCCCCUUUUCCUUAAAAAUAUACAUGUUACAACAAAUCAAAAAUUGUUUGUUAUAGCUGUUAUUACAACUUAUGUAGUACAAACCACAUUAGGUAAUUACAAUUUUGACUUUUGUAGAAGUUAUUGGUUGA
Molecule: messenger RNA, 268 nt
Organism: Paramecium pentaurelia
Lineage: Eukaryota; Ciliophora; Oligohymenophorea; Peniculida; Parameciidae
Source: the annotation of a GenBank genome assembly